This is a messenger RNA of Nanorana parkeri, 942 nucleotides long. RefSeq names its product olfactory receptor 5V1-like. Gene Ontology annotation, molecular function: olfactory receptor activity; G protein-coupled receptor activity. NCBI's taxonomy places the organism in Eukaryota, Metazoa, Chordata, Amphibia, Anura, Dicroglossidae. The record is from RefSeq and is a predicted model, not a curated record. Gene Ontology annotation, cellular component: membrane. The coding region runs from base 1 to 942 and encodes 313 amino acids. Gene Ontology annotation, biological process: G protein-coupled receptor signaling pathway. The transcript has a single exon.
AUGAGUUGGUGGAACUGGACAUCAGAUGCAGGUUUCAUUCUGGCUGGACUAUCCAGUGAUGAAAGAAUACAGACAUUUUUGUUUGUGAUAUUCUUCCUCUUAUACCUUAUAUCACUGGGUGGAAAUUUUACCAUCACAGCUACCAUAUGGUCAGACAGUAAACUACACACACCCAUGUACUUCUUCCUGGGAAACUUAUCAUUCUUGGACAUUUGCUAUUCUUCAGUAACUGUGCCCAAGUUGUUGUUGGGUCUGGUGGGGGGCAGUUCGGAGAUCUCAUACAGAGGGUGUAUGACUCAGCUUUAUUUCUAUGUCUCCUGCUGCAGCACAGAAUGUUUGCUGCUUUCCGUCAUGGGCUAUGACAGAUAUGUGGCCAUAUGUGACCCUAUGCACUACACCAUCAUCAUGAACAAACACAAAUGCCUCCAUCUGGCUGUAGGUAUUUGGCUUGUUGGCUUUGCAACAUCAGUUAUACACACCAUUUUCACAGCUCAGUUGCCAUACUGUAAUUCACACAGGAUCUCUCAUUUCUUCUGUGAUAUCCCACCAAUGCUGAAGCUGGCAUGUACUGACACUUUUCUUAACAAGAUUCUAAUCCUCACAGCAGGAGGAUUUUUAGGGCUCAGCUCAUUUUUUCUCACUCUGGUUUCCUAUAUCCAAAUUAUUUCAAGCAUUUUAAAAAUACAUAGUAACGUUGGCAGAAGAAGAACAUUUUCCACUUGUGCUUCUCAUCUGGUGGUGGUCAUCAUCUUCUUUGGAAGCAUAAGCUUCAUGUACAUGAGGCCAACAUCUAGCGAUUCCUUAGAACAAGACCAGCUAGUAUCUCUUCUCUAUGCUGUUUUGACUCCUGCAUUAAACCCUAUUAUCUACACCCUAAGGAAUAAGGAGUUCAAAAUGGCUCUUAAAAGGAAAGUAAAUCAAAUGUUAUUUUCAGUAGAAUAG